UCGACUGAACAGGCGCUCCGGCUGCAGGAGCGGAGCGCGACACUCGCUGUGGGCAGAGAGCACCGGCAGAUCACUCUCACUCCUCCCGCCACGUCCGAGCAUCCGAACGUCCGAGCAUCCGAACAUCCGAGCAUCCGCCAUGGCCUCGAAGUGUCCCAAGUGCGACAAGACGGUGUAUUUCGCUGAAAAGGUGUCGUCGCUGGGCAAAGACUGGCACAAGAUGUGUCUCAAGUGCGACCGCUGCAACAAGCUCCUCAACGCCGGAGGCCACGCUGAGCACGAUGGACGACCCUACUGCCACAAACCGUGCUAUGCUGCUCUCUUUGGGCCAAAAGGUGUGAACAUCGGUGGAGCCGGCUCUUAUGUGUACGAGACUCCGGCCAACAACAACCCUACCGGUUUGGAUGCAGUCACCAAAGCCGAGGAGAAGCGAGUGUUCGCGCCCAAGGCCCCGUCGAAAGCUGGCGGCAUUACCACUUUUUCCGGAGAAGCCAACCUGUGUCCCCGCUGCCAGAAGAAGGUGUAUUUUGCUGAGAAGGUGACAUCACUGGGCAAGGACUGGCAUCGACCCUGUCUGCGCUGUGAGAGGUGCAGCAAGACUCUGACUGCUGGCAGCCACGCAGAGCAUGACGGCCAGCCCUACUGCCACAAACCCUGCUACGCCGUCCUCUUCGGGCCCAAAGGCGUGAACACCGGCGGUGUGGGCAGCUACAUCUACGACAAGGAGCCCAGCGCCGUGACCCAGCCUUGAACCUAUUGUUCCCCCCUUCUCAGCCUGCAUCCCCUCUUCUCUACACAACACCGACCGUCGACCGCAGUAUUAUUUGUGGCCUCUUCUUCUGUCCCGCCCGACCUGUGCCGUUCCGACGACCAGCCUUCUGCUCCAGAUCCACCCCCCCCCCCCCCCCCCCCCCCCCCUUCUCCCCCUCUCUCUGCUCCCAGCGUUCCCCGGAUCAGAUGAUUCAUUGAUUACAAAUGUUGGCCAUAGACGUGCGAAAUAUAUAUAGAUAUUGUGUUUGCUCCAGGAGACCCCCCAGCGCGCGUCCACAUCCGGCAUUCCCACGGUCGACUCACUUCUUAGAAGGAAAACGUCAAACCCCAUUCGCCAUGUUUACACUUUCAAACACUUUAAAUGUCGCUGCUGUCAAACGUUGAAGUCUUACGUGCGGAUGUUUGUGGCUCGAUUUAUGUAAAAAAAAAAAAAAUAAUAAUAAUAAUCCGAUGGAUAGUGAAUCUCAGGUGUGGAAAGGUGCAUCGUGCCGACACGCAGGGGAGUCGCACUCCUCCUGAACACCACCUGUACUCAGGAGCACAUUGCCAAAAGAACAAAAAAAAACGUUUGGCUGCCGGACAACAUUCCUUAUAACGGUGGGGAGGUGGAUCUCUGGUAGACUGUUACAUCCACGAGGCUGUAUUGAGACUGUGUACCUGCUAUUAAUAACCAGUUUUAUGGCUGAAUCUCCAUGAUUGAAAACUGUUAACGCUAAUAAAUAACACCAAUGUUUUGUCCCCGUUGUUUUAUAUAAUCCUAUUAUUUUUGAAAAGCGAGGCAGAAUGUCGGGGGGGGGGGGGGGGGGGGGGGGGUUUGGGCUUCGCUUUUGCCAGAGGAGUAUUUAUUAUUAAUUCUUGUCCUUUAAAAUUUUCCUUAGCCACUGUACUACUACUACUACUACUACUACCACUCCUUUACGGGACUGAUGAUGAGGAAGGAGGUAAAAAAAAAAAAAUGAGGUGGCGUGAGCUGUGCAAUUCUCUACGAACAAGAUUUGUGUUUGUCAUUUUUCCGAUGAAUAACCCUGCUGUUGCUUUCCAAGAGACGACGCGCUACUGGGAGUGUUGUACUUGUUUUGGGGGGAGGGGGAACCAGAAACAGCAGCUCAGCUUGUACUAACAGAGGCGGAGACACUGCGGACAAGUCAUUCUGUAAGAAUGUGCAUAUUUCUAGUGUUACUGUACGACUGUCACCUGUGCUUGUUCCGCGACGCGGCCUGCGGGACGCUGCGCUCCGGCCCCGCGGCGUUCGUCCCUUUUUCAAUCCCUUCGAAUAAAUGUUUCAGAAACUCGA
This is a messenger RNA of Scophthalmus maximus (turbot), 2065 nucleotides long. It is a transcript of the gene crip2, whose product is annotated as cysteine-rich protein 2. Lineage: Eukaryota; Metazoa; Chordata; Actinopteri; Pleuronectiformes; Scophthalmidae. The record is from RefSeq and is a predicted model, not a curated record. Bases 140 to 751 code for a protein of 203 amino acids. The transcript has 8 exons.